Lepus europaeus (European hare) is the source of this 1950-nucleotide messenger RNA. It is a transcript of the gene DDX43, whose product is annotated as DEAD-box helicase 43. Bases 1 to 1938 code for a protein of 645 amino acids. Lineage: Eukaryota; Metazoa; Chordata; Mammalia; Lagomorpha; Leporidae. The record is from RefSeq and is a predicted model, not a curated record. The transcript has 16 exons. Gene Ontology annotation, molecular function: RNA binding; ATP binding; RNA helicase activity.
AUGUCUACGCAAGGCGGAGGACCUAACGCCUCCGCUUGGGUCGUUGCUGCCCGGCGAGGGUCGGCAGCGCCUCGAGCUCCGGGGCAGAGGCCGUCGGAGGAACCCGGGCGAAGAGGUCAGGGAGGUAACAGGGGCGGCAGAGGACGUACCUGGAGCGAGCCCUCCGGUCGCGACAUCGUGGUCGGCAGUCGCAGGGAGUCGCCUCUCUGUUUGCUCUUGAAGAGCGAGUUGGUCGGCGCGGUCAUCGGUCGUGGUGGAUCAAAAAUAAAAGAAAUACAAAGUACAACCAACACUAAAAUACAGAUAAUAAAAGGAACACCUAACUCGGAAGUAAAAAUUUUUGGCAGCAAGACAAUGCAGACAAAAGCAAAAGCGGUAAUAGAUGACUUUGUUAAAAAACAAGAAAAUUACAAUCUAAGUCGCAAAAUUGAUAUUGAGGCCUUCCAACCCUCUGGAAGAGAGGUAAGCACAGAUGCCAAUGGUGUUAAAGAUCGGCCGUUGAUAGACUGGGAUCAAAUUCGAGAGGAGGCUGUGAGAUGGGAGAAAAAGAAGUGGGAAGAUUUACUUCCAAUUAAGAAAAACUUUUAUAUAGAAUCCGAAAAAACAAGAUCGAUGACACAAGAAGAGAUAGACACAUGGAGGAAGGAAAAUUUUAAUGUAAUGUGCGACGACCUGAAAGAAGGUGAAAAACGUCCUGUACCGAAUCCUACCUGUUCAUUUGAAGAUGCCUUUGAAACUUUUCCUGAAGUAAUGAAAAAUAUUAAAAAGGCAGGUUUUAAAAAGCCAACGCCAAUUCAGUCGCAAACUUGGCCGAUAGUUCUGCAAGGAAUAGAUGUGAUAGGAGUGGCCCAAACAGGAACCGGGAAAACACUGUCAUAUUUGAUGCCUGGAUUUAUUCAUCUAGAUUGUCAACCAGUUGGCAGGGAGAAAAGGAAUGGCCCCGGCAUGUUAGUCCUUACACCCACUCGGGAGUUGGCUCUGCAGGUACAGGCCGAAUGUUCUAAGUAUUCAUACAAAAAUCUUAGAAGUGUUUGCAUAUAUGGUGGUGGAGAUCGAGACGCACAAAUACAAGAUGUUUCGAAAGGUGUCGACAUCGUAAUUGCAACCCCUGGAAGGUUAAAUGAUCUACAGAUGAAUAACUUCAUUAGACUCAAGAGUGUUACCUACCUGGUUUUGGACGAAGCUGAUAAAAUGUUGGAUAUGGGAUUUGAACCCCAGAUAAUGAAGAUUUUAUUAGAUGUUCGACCAGAUAGGCAAACGAUUAUGACAAGUGCAACCUGGCCCUAUGGUGUGCGUAGGCUUGCACAGUCAUACUUGAAAGAACCAAUGCUUGUGUAUGUUGGAACUUUGGAUCUAAUGGCUGUAAAUACUGUAAAGCAAAAUAUAAUCAUUACCACGGAAGAAGAGAAACGAAUACAUAUACAAAAAUUCCUGGAAAAUAUGUCACCGAAGGACAAAGUCAUAGUAUUUGUUAGUAGAAAAAUUGUGGCUGAUCAUUUGUCAAGUGACCUGGUCCUGCAACAUUUAUCAGUGGAGUCACUGCAUGGCAAUAGAGAACAAAGUGAUCGGGAGAAAGCGUUAAAGAACUUUAAAACAGGUAAAGUGAGGAUAUUAAUUGCUACUGAUUUAGCAUCACGUGGAUUGGAUGUCCACGAUAUCACACAUGUCUAUAAUUACGACUUUCCGAGGAAUAUUGAAGAAUAUGUACACAGAGUAGGACGUACUGGAAGAGCAGGAAACACAGGGGUGUCAAUCACCCUCAUCACGAGAAAUGAUUGGAGGAUUGCCGCCGAACUGAUUCAUAUCCUGGAAAGAGCAAAUCAGAAUAUCCCAGAGGAGCUUGUUGCAAUGGCUGAGAGAUACAAUGCAAGGAAGUUGAAAAGAGAAAUGGAAAAAAAAAUGGGACGACCUCAAGGAAAACCCAAAAAGUUUUAUUAAUGAUGUCUUAUU